UCUGACACCUUGAGACAAGGAAGGAGUCAGAGAGCUAACUCAGGAUCUAAAGAGAUGUGCAGUCUGCACACUGAGAAGCUCAAGCUCUUCUGUGAGGAUGAUCAACAGCUCAUCUGUGUGAUAUGUAGGGAUGCACAAAAACAUAAGAAACACAACUGCAUCCCCAUCAAUGAAGCAGCAGAGGCCCAUAGGACCCAACUCAAGAUUGAACUGAUGCACUUAAAAAGCAAACUGGGUUCGUAUAAAACUGCGAAACUCAACUGCGAUAAAUUGGCCAGACACAUCAAGCUCCAGGCUCAGCAGACAGAGAAGACAGUCAAAGAGGAGUUUCAGAAGCUUUACCAGUUCCUGCGAGCAGAAGAGGCUUCCAGGAUUGAUGCAGUGAGGAAAGAGGCGACGCUCAAGAGUGAGGCAAUGAACAUCAGGAUUGUUCAUUUGACUGCAGAGAUCUCCUCGCUCACCAACAAAAUCAAAGCCAUAAAGGAGGAGAUGAAGGCUGAGGACAUCUUAUUUAUGCUGAAUAUAAAAUCCACUUUAAAGCGCUCCCAGUGUAACCUGCAACAACCAGAGACUCCAUCAGGAGCUCUGAUCGAUGAGGCCAAACACCUUGGGAACCUGCUGUUCACAGUCUGGGAGAAAAUGAAAAAUAUAAUCCAAUACACUCCUGUAACUCUAGACCCCAACACUAGUGGCUCCCAACUGACUGUAUCAGAACAGAUGACCCUAACAACAGAGCGUACCAACUAUCAGGCGCUUCCUGAAAACCCAGAAAGGCUGAGCGCGGUAACUGUUCUCGGCUCUGAAGGCUUUACCUCUGGAAAACACAGCUGGGAUGUGGAGGUGGGGGGUCUCUGGGCUCUUGGUGUGGCUUCUAGAAUCAAGAAUCAAACCUCUGUGAACAUCUGGAGCAUCUAUCUGUAUUCUACCUCUGAUAGUCUCCGUGAAUUUACUCCAGAGAAUAAUAGGGGAACUAGAUUGAAAUAUCCAUUUCCCGGUAAGGUCAGAGUGCAGCUUGAUUAUGACCAAGGAAUACUAUCAUUUUUAGACCUUGAUAGUAAAACACUUGUACACACCAUCAGAUACACGUUCACAGAAACAGUCUUUCCAUAUUUUUGUGACAAAAUAAAAAUCCUUCCAGCUGAAUUGUUAGUGAGGACAAGACAACCCAGAUAAACAUCCUGCAUUGCUGCAGUGGUCCAACAACAAGAUGAGGCCUUGAAACCUUAAAUAUUUACAGUAUCACCUACAUUGGACAUAUUGACACAUAUAUGUAAAGUGUAAUAAUUUGACUUAAUUUUCAACUGUUUUUAGCAUAAGCAGGUAUAGCUAAUGGGGUGUAUGUAUGUUUUAGAGACAAAUAGACUUUUAGAGUUUAAUCAUGUAAAUAUAUUUUUCUAUCAUCAGACUAAGAUUAAGACAGUUUUCUUCUUUUUAUCAUGCUUACCUCUUUUGGGUGAGUGUUUGCUUAUCUGGACAACACAUCUGUUGAGGCAAAUGUUUGAUUACUUUAUGGGUCAUAUAUAUGAAAAUGAAAAUGUAUAUCAAAUCAAAUGUAUCAAGUAUGUAUCAUGUUUCAUACAUAAAUGUAAAUGUGCAAUGAUCAAUCAUGCACCGGGGUCCAGGGUUUCUGCAGUAACAUGGUUCUUUUGAUUUCUGUCAGCAAAAACAAUUACAAUAAACAAAAUGCAGCUCUCA
Morone saxatilis (striped sea-bass) is the source of this 1695-nucleotide messenger RNA. Its product is annotated as zinc-binding protein A33-like. Lineage: Eukaryota; Metazoa; Chordata; Actinopteri; Moronidae. Gene Ontology annotation, molecular function: zinc ion binding. The record is from RefSeq and is a predicted model, not a curated record.